Molecule: messenger RNA, 1293 nt
Organism: Puccinia triticina
Lineage: Eukaryota; Fungi; Basidiomycota; Pucciniomycetes; Pucciniales; Pucciniaceae
Exons: 9
Coding region: 1-1293 (430 amino acids)
Biological process (GO): fatty-acyl-CoA biosynthetic process; fatty acid beta-oxidation using acyl-CoA dehydrogenase
Cellular component (GO): mitochondrial inner membrane
Molecular function (GO): glutaryl-CoA dehydrogenase activity; flavin adenine dinucleotide binding; fatty-acyl-CoA binding
Source: RefSeq, a predicted model, not a curated record
AUGAUGACUCCCCGAAUCUGUUUAGCACGGCUAACUAGGAUCCAGCCCAAUACGAGCCUCAAGACGAUUGUCACCCUCAGACGCGGACUGGCGUCGCAGUCCAAACCAGCUUCCUUUGCCGAAUACGAUUGGGAGGACGCUCUCCGAGUGGAAAAGAGUCUGCUGACCGAAGACGAGCUAGCAAUCAAGCAGACCAGUCAUGAAUACUGUCAGGAGAAUCUUAUGCCCAGAGUCCUGGAGGCCCAUCGUAAAGAGUCUUUUGAUCCUAAUAUCCUUAAGGAGAUGGGAAAGCUGGGGCUCCUAGGUCCCACCAUCUCGGGUUACGGAUGUGCUGGAGUCUCAUCCGUGGCUUACGGCCUAGUUGCUCGUGAAGUCGAGCGGAUUGAUUCUGGGUACCGUUCGGCGAUGAGCGUGCAAUCAUCUCUAGUGAUGCAUCCGAUCCACGCCUUCGGCUCGGAGGAGCAAAAGUCGAAAUUCUUGCCGGAAUUGGCAAGCGGGAACAUGGUUGGAUGUUUUGGGCUAACUGAACCCGGCCAUGGAUCGGACCCUUCAGGUAUGCUGACCCGAGCAACCGAAGACCCAUCGGGCGGCUAUAUCCUGUGCGGUAGCAAAACAUGGAUCACCAAUGCUCCCAUCGCCGAUGUCUUUGUGGUAUGGGCUAAGUGUGAUUGGGACGGCAAAAUUAGAGGGUUUAUCUUAGAAAAGGGUAUGAAGGGACUUUCCGCGCCGAAGAUCGAGCAUAAACUAUCGCUGAGGGCCAGUACAACCGGCUCGAUAUACAUGGACUCCGUUCCGGUUCCGUCAACGAAUAUCUUGCCGAAAGUGACUGGCCUUAAGGGCCCAUUUUCGUGUCUCAACAGUGCCCGGUUCGGUAUCUCGUUUGGGGUGAUGGGCGCAUUGGAAGAGUGUGUGAAGCGUUCAAGGGAGUAUUCGUUAGAACGGAUUCAAUUUCACAAACCCUUAGCGGCUUUCCAACUCGUCCAAAAAAAGCUGGUGGAUGCCAACACCGAGGCGGUACUCGGCCUGUGUGCUGCAAUUCAACUGGGCCGUAUGAAAGACGCUGGGACAUGGUGUCCCGAGAUGGUCAGCCUCCUCAAGCGCAACAAUUGUGGUAAAGCACUCCAACAUGCCCGGAUCCUCAUGGAUAUAUUCGGUGGAAAUGCGGUCUCGGAUGAGUAUCAUAUCGGCAGGAUCGCCGCUAAUUUGCAUGUCGCUAAUACGUACGAGGGCACACACGACAUCCACACUCUUAUCUUGGGGAAGGCAAUCACCGGUAUUCAAGCCUUCUCAUGA